AUGCAGCUUCCACUGGCUCCCACCAAAACUGGCGACGGCAGCUCGCAAUUCAUUGCCUUUGAGCGUUGUCGGUCACUUGGGGCCUCCCGCCUACGGCCUCGCGCUGCACUCCGAUUGGCCGCUCACCUUCAGAGCUCGCGAUUGGCGCCCGGGGCGGGGGCCUGGCUCUCCCGCGGCUCCUCGAGUGGGCUCCCCGCGGGUGACCCUCCUGUAGAGGAUAGGGGCGUACGGGGGGCCUCCAGGAGCGGCCCCUGGAUCGCAGCCAAAAUUGGAGGCGAUGCUGCUACAACCGUGAAUAACAGCACUCCUGAUUUUGGUUUUGGGGGCCAAAAGAGACAGUUGGAAGAUGGAGAUCAACCGGAGAGCAAGAAACUGGCUUCCCAGGGCGACUCCAUCAGUUCUCAACUUGGACCCAUCCAUCCUCCACCGAGGACUUCGAUGACAGAAGAGUACAGGGUCCCAGAUGGCAUGGUGGGCCUGAUAAUUGGCAGAGGAGGCGAACAAAUUAACAAAAUCCAACAGGAUUCAGGCUGCAAAGUACAGAUCUCUCCAGACAGUGGUGGCCUGCCCGAGCGCAGUGUGUCCUUGACAGGUGCCCCAGAGUCUGUCCAGAAAGCGAAGAUGAUGCUGGAUGACAUUGUGUCUCGGGGCCGUGGAGGCCCCCCAGGACAGUUCCACGACAACGCCAACGGGGGUCAGAAUGGCACCGUGCAGGAGAUCAUGAUUCCUGCAGGGAAGGCCGGCCUGGUCAUUGGCAAAGGCGGGGAGACCAUCAAGCAGCUACAGGAGCGAGCUGGAGUGAAGAUGAUCUUGAUUCAGGAUGGUUCCCAGAACACGAAUGUGGACAAACCUCUCCGGAUUAUCGGGGAUCCUUACAAAGUGCAGCAAGCCUGCGAGAUGGUGAUGGACAUCCUCCGGGAACGUGACCAAGGCGGCUUUGGGGACCGGAACGAGUAUGGCUCUCGGAUUGGCGGGGGCAUUGAUGUGCCGGUACCCAGGCAUUCUGUCGGCGUGGUCAUCGGCCGGAGCGGAGAGAUGAUCAAAAAGAUCCAGAAUGAUGCUGGUGUGCGGAUACAGUUUAAGCAAGAUGACGGGACAGGUCCUGAGAAGAUAGCCCACAUAAUGGGGCCCCCGGACAGGUGCGAGCACGCGGCCCGGAUCAUCAAUGACCUCCUCCAGAGCCUCCGGAGUGGUCCACCGGGCCCUCCAGGAGGUCCUGGCAUGCCCCCGGGAGGCCGGGGCCGAGGAAGAGGCCAGGGCAACUGGGGCCCUCCUGGUGGGGAGAUGACCUUCUCCAUCCCCACCCACAAGUGUGGGCUGGUUAUCGGCCGAGGUGGCGAGAACGUGAAAGCCAUAAACCAGCAGACGGGAGCCUUUGUGGAGAUCUCCCGGCAGCUGCCACCCAAUGGGGAUCCCAACUUCAAACUGUUCAUCAUCCGGGGCUCACCCCAGCAGAUCGACCAUGCCAAGCAGCUUAUUGAGGAGAAGAUCGAGGGUCCUCUCUGCCCAGUUGGACCAGGCCCAGGGGGCCCAGGCCCUGCUGGCCCGAUGGGGCCCUUCAACCCUGGACCCUUCAACCAGGGGCCACCUGGGGCUCCCCCUCAUGCUGGGGGGCCCCCCCCUCACCAGUACCCACCCCAGGGCUGGGGCAACACCUACCCCCAGUGGCAGCCGCCUGCUCCUCAUGACCCAAGCAAAGCAGCUGCGGCAGCCGCAGACCCCAACGCUGCCUGGGCCGCCUACUACUCACACUACUACCAGCAGCCCCCUGGCCCGGUGCCGGGCCCCGCGCCGGCUCCUGCAGCCCCACCUACCCAGGGCGAGCCCCCGCAGCCCCCGCCCACUGGCCAGUCGGACUACACCAAGGCCUGGGAAGAGUAUUACAAGAAAAUUGGCCAGCAGCCCCAGCAGCCUGGAGCACCCCCGCAGCAGGACUACACGAAGGCCUGGGAGGAGUACUACAAGAAGCAGGCACAAGUGGCCACCGGAGGGGGUCCUGGAGCACCCCCAGGCUCCCAGCCAGACUACAGUGCUGCCUGGGCAGAGUAUUACAGACAGCAGGCCGCUUACUACGGACAGACGCCAGGUCCUGGCGGCCCCCAGCCACCUCCCACGCAGCAGGGACAGCAGCAGGCAAGUGGGAACUGCCACCCUCCUCCUCCUCCUUUUUCCUUCCAACCCCCGGCCACCGUCCAUCCUGCCUUAGUGGGUAGCGCCGGAAAUCCCUUUCCCUGCGGGGUGUGCCCUUGAUGCCUGCCGCGGGGUCGUGUGGCCAGAGGUCUCCGGGAGUCCCCACGCGCCGCCGGGGAAGUGCACGCUGGGUCCAGAGGUUGAAGGAAGAGGCCUCCCUCCGCCAGCUGCUUGUUCCUGUGUACCGCUGUCGUGAUGCUGGGGGAGCGCGAGCCACGCAGGCGGGACUCGAACUGCUGGGGAGUCCUGGGGUGGGGCAGCGGACUGCGCGGACGUGGUCACUGUCAAGGCGCCGCUCACUCACAAUCUGGCCACUUGGGAAGAAAACGUCUAUUUUUUUCCCCUUCUCUGCAUCACCUUUUUGGUUUUUGUUCUUAUUCUUUUACUUUUUAAACCCAUGGUCUUUUCUCCCUCGAGUCCAAGUGACUGUUGCAGGCGGCCCAGCUCUGGCGGGGACGAGGGGACCAGGCCAGGGCGCCUGCCAGGCUCGGCCUCCUGCGUGCUUGCCUCGUGUCCCGGUCUUGUCUGUGAAGUGGGCAUGAAGAUCGUUGCCACCUUCCAACCUACCUCACAGGGGUGUUGUGGGGACACCGUGAUCUCUGAAUUGUUGAUGUUGUGAUGCGCCGGGAGCCGCCACCUUCCUGAAGACAGAGGGCACCCCUCCCCCCAGCGCUUCUCCCCUCCUCGCCUGCUUCUCUUCCUGCUGUCUGUCCUCCUCUCUCCUUCUCCAUCAAGGAUCGGUGACUUCAGUGAGUCCCUUGAGCACUUGACUAGGCAGUGACAAACACGUCCUCCAGCCUGAGCCAGCCGCAGGUUUGGGAGGGGGCUUCUUGGCCCCCCCCAGGUGUUCCAGCCUCCUCUCUUCCGCUACCCCCUAGUCUCCCUCCCCCUCCCCGUAGUGACCGAUUCCUAUCUCUUCCCUUUCCGCAGGCUCAAUGAAUCGAAUGAAUGUGAACUUCUUCAUCUGUGAAAAAUCUUUGUUUUUUUCCAUUUUGUUCUGUUUGGGGGCUUUUUUUUUUUUUGGUUUGUUUGUUCGUUUGGCGAGAGAGCGAUGGCUGCCGUGGGGUUCUCGGGGAGCAGCAGGGGUGUGCGGGGCUCUCACUCUCUCGCUCCUUCUGUGUGUCUCAUGCUUUUUCUUUCGAAAUUGGGAUCCUUCAUGUUGAGCCAGCCAUAGAAGAUAGCGAGAACUAAAUCUCUGCCAAAAAAUAAAUUUAAAAAUUAAAAACAAAGAGCAAAACAAAACUUAUAAAAUUAUAUAUAUAUAUAUUUAAAAAAUCUCUAUCCCCCAGCCUCCCCAAACCUGCCUCUCUGAGGAUAAAGCAAUUCAUUUUCUUCCUGCCAUCCUUGGCCCUCUUGUUUUUAAAAUAAACUUUAAAAAAGGAAACAAAAAGUCACUCUUGCUAUUUCUUUUUUUUAGUUAGAGUUGGAACAUUCCUUGGACCAGGUGUUGCUAUUGCAGGACCCCCACCCCUGGCGACCCCCCCUCCUCCUUUCCUCCUUCCACCCUGGCUCAGCUCUCUGCGACCCCGCCCGCCCCCCUCCCAGGACUGGUCUGGUCUGGUCUGUUGUCUUUUCAUCUGUUCAAAAGGAGAUUGAAACUGAAAACAAAAUGAGAACAAAACAAAAAAAAAUUGUAUGGCAGUUUUUACUUUUUAUCGCUCGUUUUUAACUUCACAAAUAAAUGAUGACAAAACCUC
This is a messenger RNA of Carlito syrichta (Philippine tarsier), 3887 nucleotides long. It is a transcript of the gene KHSRP, whose product is annotated as KH-type splicing regulatory protein. Gene Ontology annotation, molecular function: mRNA binding. Gene Ontology annotation, cellular component: nucleus; cytoplasm. Lineage: Eukaryota; Metazoa; Chordata; Mammalia; Primates; Tarsiidae. The transcript is spliced from 21 exons. Bases 1 to 2250 code for a protein of 749 amino acids. The record is from RefSeq and is a predicted model, not a curated record. Gene Ontology annotation, biological process: regulation of DNA-templated transcription.